This is a messenger RNA of Pyricularia pennisetigena, 4626 nucleotides long. RefSeq lists its product as uncharacterized. The record is from RefSeq and is a predicted model, not a curated record. Gene Ontology annotation, molecular function: protein binding; glycosyltransferase activity. Lineage: Eukaryota; Fungi; Ascomycota; Sordariomycetes; Magnaporthales; Pyriculariaceae. The coding region runs from base 1 to 4626 and encodes 1541 amino acids. Gene Ontology annotation, biological process: protein O-linked glycosylation. The transcript has 3 exons.
AUGCUGCCCCUAGUUCAGAUGCACCAAAUGGUGCCCACGCCGCCUCACCUCGAUCCUCAUAUCGACCACCUCGACCAGGUUUCACCUUUAUCGAACAUUAGGCCCGGCUACAUGGCCCAGCACUCAUACCAGCGUCAACAACCGAGGUCCUCUAAUCAGUAUCCGAACGCCAACCGGGCCCCGACCACGUUUCCCAUACGUAGCUCGCAGCCCGCUCAGUCACCGUACCAUAGCCAACCGACAGGUUUAUUUAACCUAGACCACAUACAGCGUCAGGCGGAGCAUAGUCAACACCAACUACGGAGGAAGACUCCAAGCGGCACGAUAGAUGCGGGCUACGAUGGCUCUCCGGCUGGCACAUUCGGCCCGCCGCCGCUCAAGCAGCUUAUCAUACCGGCUAACUCGAAAAUCUACCCUACAGCCUUUGUGCAGACCUGCUCACAGCCCCCCAGUAUCAACAAUAGACAAAUGCCAUUGUUGCCUACCUCGAACUGGCAAUACCAACCACAGAACCAGCCGACCAACUUUGAUAAUUCUCAGCCUGCGGGAUGGAAUUUGGGUCAGGCAAUACAGCCUGAUGGCUCCCAUUUGGCGGAGGGAAGUUCGGUGCCUUAUUACCCUCAGCAUUUAUACGGCUGCGAUCCAAGGUUACAAAAUGUUUUCAGGCCAGCGUACCAGCAAAAAAUGGGUAGCACCGCUUUCAACCCUGCUGGGUUCACUCCCCCGCCCGUCUGGAGGGACACGGGAGUCUCAGACUAUAGUCGCCAAGUCCCCUUGUCCAACUUAGGCUAUAUUCCCCAGAAUGCAGUUGUCGACGCCGCCUACAUGCCCAGCCAGCAAUCAAUGCACCACCCGCUUAUGGGUAACUUUCUGGGCCAGGGCUCGUCAAUGCGCGGGUCGUUACUGUCCGGGUUCGAUCCAGACCCUAGUAUGGCGCAGCAGCUUCAGAAUUCUCUACCGUCUCAAGGUGCCUUAGACCAGCUUUCGCCCAACGGCGGGCAUCUCAGUCUGCAAGGCGAUGUGUCUACCCCCGCACAGUUCAAGGACAAGGCUCUCAGCCUUGCUCACAAAACCUAUGCGUCACUGAUUGACCAUUUGAACAAGACGAAGCAGGCCCACUAUGGCAAAUCCAUGCCCGGUAUCAAAGGUUCCUCCAAGAUGGUUGUGUUUCCAACUGUGCCAAAGCAGCUUGUGUCCUCUCUCAACUCGCGACAACUGUCAGCUGCACAUGUCAACGGCAAUAUGUUCGUCAAUUCGAACCAACCUAAUUUUUCAUACGCUGGCAAGGUUUAUCAUGCUGCGGGCAUCAACCCCCUGGAUCUACCGUCUCCUGUCAAUAGCGCUAGGCAUUCCCUCGAGAUGCUCACUAAUCUGUGUGAGCAGAGUGGGUGGAAGUGGAUAGAUGGUAUGCUACUUGGUGGCUGUUUGCAUUAUGGACUCGAGCAUUAUGAGGAGGCUCUGGACUGGUUCCAAAGGAUUGUAAAUCUGGAGGCUCGUCAUGUGGAAGCCAUCUCAAAUAUUGCAGCUACCCUUUACUGCCUCAACAGGCAUGACGAGGCAGAAAAGCAUUGGCUUGAUGCUGUCAGCAUUCGCCCCGCAUACCUUGAAGCAGUAGAACAUCUCGUCGGACUACUCUGCUCAAGUCAACGCAGCAGGCAGGCUGUGGAUAUCAUCGGCAACGUGCAGCAAAGGUUGCGCAUGCCACAGCCUGGAUCUUCUAACUGUAACGAUGAACCUGCAAAGUCUUUCCCAUCCCCCGCAACGGCAAAUCAGCCAGGGUUUGGAUCAAGUGGCUAUAUGAUUCCUGGCCACGACAACGGACGCAUGCUUCUAUUAGUACACGCUAAAGGGAACAUGCUUUACGCCUUGAAGGAGAUUGAAAAGGCAUCGGAGGCGUUUGAGGAGGUAGUCAUGAUCGCCAUUGGCAGGAAAGCCCCAGGAAUCCAAACCUUGAUUCGCGAAAUCCAGGCCGCAUUGUCACCACGGGUGGCCUUCAACGGAGUUCGAACCACUGGCCAAAAGCCAAGCCCUAUGCUCUUGCCUCCAGAAAAGGCAAAGCGCACAGCCGAUAUCUUGUUUGCAGGUACCCGCGGCCAGCUCCCUGGCCUGCGCUAUAUCGGCGAAGGAAAGCAUCGAACAUCGACAAUAACUACAACCAGCAACUCGUUACUAUCACUGGCUAAGAUCUUUCAGGACUCCAUGUCGAGUGGUGGGCUGCCGCUUGGACAGGGAGGACAACCAUCAGGGGUGGGCGAUAUUUUGGCGCUCUACUAUCUUUCACUUUCACUGCAAGAAAGCCCAUCAACGGCCAACAACGUAGGUAUACUGCUUGCGAGUGUUCAGCAGUCUUCAUCGCAGGCAGAGCCGCUCUCGGCCGAGUCUGCUGCCCUUGUGCAGCAUAUUCCUGGCAUUGUCCGCGGCAGCGGGCUCGAGUUGGCGUUGCUCUACUACCAAUACGGCCUGACAAUAGAUCCGAACCACGUACACCUGCACACGAACCUCGGUAGCCUGCUCAAGGACAUUGGACAGCUAGACAUGGCGAUUGGAAUGUAUGAGCGCGCAGUUAAUUGCGACGGGAAUUUUGAUAUUGCUCUCACGAACCUGGCGAAUGCUGUCAAAGAUCGUGGUCGUAUCCAUGACGCUGUCAUGUACUAUAGGCGUGCUGUGGACGCAAACCCGAACUUCGCCGAAGCUGUCUGCGGACUAUCAACUGCGCUGAACUCUGUUUGCGAUUGGAAAGGCAGAGGAGGCGUCUAUCUGUAUGGCGGCAAGUUUGAUCGCUGGCAUGUGGAUGAGGAUGGCAUGCUCAGAGAUGUGCGGCAGAACCCGCAGGGCAGCGGCUUGAUGAAACGUGUCACAGAAAUAGUCAAGCGCCAGCUCAACGAGUCUUCAUCUUGGGGCCGUGGGACUUUGCAGGAAGCUGUCAUCAAGAUACUCAAGGUCCAGCUCGACAAACUGGUGGAUGGGGAAUUCGAUCUGGAGGCCGAGCUGCGCAAAUGGAACGGACUGGUGUGGGAGGGCUCCCGGAUACUUCGCCUGAUCGAACGGUCGACGAGGGUCUCGAUGAGGAACUGGUAUCUUGAUAAGUACGUCCAGGGCCGAGAGUCGGCGGAGGGGUAUGCUCGGGCACGCCUACCUGGCAGCCUUUCAGUGCCUACAGCACCAACAGUACUGCCAUUCCACACUUUCACGUGUCCUUUGACGGCUCGGGAUAUUCGUAUGAUCUCGCAGCGCAACGCACAUCGCAUUUCCGCCUCAACACUACGCUCGCAUUGGCUGCCCAGUACCGUCUACGAGCCUCCACCACCACCCCAGCCGUACCUCAACGUUGGGUAUCUUUCUUCUGACUUCAAUAACCAUCCAUUGGCUCACUUGAUGCAGUCUGUGUUCGGCCUUCACGACCAGUCACGCGUCAAAGCCCACUGCUAUGCAACCACGGCCAGCGACAAGUCAAUUCACCGACAGCAGAUCGAACGAGAGGCGCCAGUUUUUCGAGAUGUGAGCAACUGGUCAUCUGAACGGCUCGUCGACCAGAUUGUGCGGGACAAUAUCCACAUCCUGGUCAACCUAAACGGCUACACUCGAGGGGCGCGCAAUGAGAUAUUCGCUGCCCGUCCCGCCCCGAUUCAGAUGUCAUUCAUGGGGUUUGCCGGAACUCUGGGAGCAGAGUGGUGUGAUUAUUUAUUGGCUGAUACCACAGCCGUCCCACCCUCGACACUCCGUCCCUACCGGCGUAAUGUCGAUGUGCAGGAUAUAUUUCGUGAUGAAGGCGAUGAUGACAAGGGCGAGUGGAUAUACUCGGAGAACAUCAUUUAUUGUCGGGAUACUUUCUUCUGCUGUGACCACGCGCAGUCGUCUGAUGGGAAUGACGACAGGAAGUUGACUUGGGAAGAUGAGCAAGCAAGGCGCUGGAAGAUGCGCAAGGAAAUAUUCCCCAACUUGCCUGACGACGCCAUCAUCCUGGGCAACUUCAACCAGCUGUACAAGAUCGAUCCUACAACCUUCAGAACCUGGCUUAGGAUUUUGUCUCAGGUUCCCAAAGCCGUCCUAUGGCUUCUUCGCUUUCCCGAACUCGGCGAGUGCAACUUGCGGAAUACCGCUAGGGCCUGGGCGGGUGAGAAGGUAGCAAGCCGCAUCAUAUUCACAGACGUCGCACCGAAGCAGCAACACAUCUCGCGUGCCCGUGUCUGCGAUUUGUUCCUUGAUACCCCCGAAUGCAAUGCGCACACGACAGCAGCGGAUAUCCUCUGGUCUAGCACGCCUCUGCUGACAUUGCCGCGGUAUGAAUACAAGAUGUGCUCGCGCAUGGCAGCCUCCAUUCUCAAGGGCGCUCUUCCAAAGUCUGAGGAGGGCACUCGCGCCGCGACAGAGCUUAUAGCAUCCGACGAAAAGGAUUAUGAGGAGUCAGCAGUUGGUCUUGCCAACGGACUCAAGUACCGACCCAACGUUGAGAGGGGGUACGGCGAAGGUUCUGGUCGCCUCGCCGAGAUGAGAAAGCUUCUUUGGGACAGCAAGUUUAGCUGUGCAUUGUUCGAUACCAAGCGUUGGGUGAGAGAUUUAGAGGAUGCCUACGACGAGGCAUGGAGGCGUUGGGUCGCGGGCGAAGGCGGUGACAUUUACCUUUGA